ACCGGAAAUACUUCUCUCAUGUCCACAACAGGUUCACACGCAGUGCUGCUGCGUAUGAUCGUUGUCUUUUAUUAUUGGAAGUGUCGAUGAUUAUGGAAUAAGUCAUUUUAAUUAAGUGUGAGAAAAAAAAAAACGUCACAAGUAUGGCUACAAAACGUAAAGCGGAUGUAACAGUGCCUGCAGAAGAAAGCGACCAGCUUCUCAUUAGACCACUAGGAGCUGGUCAAGAGGUGGGCAGGUCUUGUAUCAUCCUAGAGUUCAAGGGCCGUAAAAUCAUGCUGGACUGUGGCAUCCACCCUGGAUUGGAGGGCAUGGAUGCAUUGCCUUACAUUGAUUUGAUAGACCCAGCUGAGAUUGACCUGCUCCUCAUCAGCCAUUUUCACUUGGAUCAUUGUGGAGCCUUGCCAUGGUUUCUACAGAAGACAAGUUUCAAAGGGAGGACUUUCAUGACUCAUGCCACCAAAGCCAUUUACCGCUGGUUGCUUUCAGACUAUGUGAAAGUCAGCAACAUCUCAGCGGAUGACAUGCUGUACACCGAGACCGAUUUAGAAGAAAGCAUGGAUAAGAUCGAGACCAUCAACUUCCAUGAAGUGAAAGAGGUGGCGGGCAUCAAGUUUUGGUGCUACCAUGCAGGUCAUGUUUUGGGAGCAGCCAUGUUCAUGAUUGAGAUUGCAGGAGUGAAGCUACUGUACACCGGAGAUUUCUCCCGUCAAGAAGACAGACAUCUCAUGGCAGCUGAGAUCCCCAGCGUAAAACCAGACAUUCUCAUCACAGAGUCCACAUAUGGCACACACAUCCAUGAGAAGAGAGAGGAGAGAGAGGCUCGUUUCUGUAACACAGUCCAUGACAUAGUGAACCGCGAGGGCCGCUGUCUCAUCCCUGUGUUUGCUUUGGGUCGGGCCCAGGAACUGCUGCUCAUUCUAGAUGAAUACUGGCAGAAUCACCCUGAACUCCAUGACAUUCCUAUCUACUAUGCCUCCUCCCUGGCUAAGAAGUGCAUGGCUGUCUACCAAACCUACGUGAACGCCAUGAACGACAAGAUCCGCAAGGCCAUCAACAUUAACAACCCUUUUGUCUUCAAGCACAUCAGCAAUCUCAAGAGCAUGGACCACUUCGACGACAUCGGCCCUAGUGUGGUGAUGGCAUCCCCUGGUAUGAUGCAGAGCGGUCUCUCCAGGGAGCUUUUCGAGAGUUGGUGCACUGACAAGAGAAAUGGCGUCAUCAUCGCCGGUUAUUGCGUGGAAGGAACUCUCGCCAAGCAUAUCAUGUCUGAGCCGGAGGAGAUCGCCACCAUGUCAGGACAGAAGCUUCCCCUGAAGAUGUCCGUGGACUACAUCUCGUUCUCUGCUCAUACGGAUUACCAGCAGACCAGCGAGUUCAUCCGAGCUCUGAAACCUCCUCAUGUGAUCCUGGUUCACGGAGAGCAGAAUGAGAUGGCUCGAUUGAAAGCCGCCCUGAUUCGAGAGUACGAGGACAACGAUGAGGUUCACAUCGAGGUGCACAACCCUCGUAACACUGAGGCCGUCACGCUGAACUUCAGAGGAGAGAAACUGGCUAAGGUGAUGGGCUCUCUUGCGGAUAAGAAGUGUGCACAAGGUCAGAGGGUCUCUGGCAUCCUGGUGAAAAAGAACUUCAGUUAUCACAUCCUCUCCCCCUCUGACCUCUCCAAUUACACUGAGCUGGCCAUGAGCACAGUGAAACAGACUCAAGCCAUUCCAUUCACUGGCCCCUUUCCCCUGCUUUUGAAUCAGCUACGCCACCUGACAGGGGAUGUAGAGGAGAUUGAGACGUCAGAGAAGAGCACACUAAGAGUGUUUAACAGCAUCACAGUGGUUCAUGAUCAAAACUUGGUCGUGUUGGAGUGGUUUGCCAACCCUCUGAAUGACAUGUACGCUGAUGCCGUGACCACAGUGGUGCUGGAGGUGCAGUCAAACCCUAAAGCUCAGAAAGUUGUUCAGCCCCAAGAAAAGAAGAUGGAUGUGGAUGUUUACCAGAGCAGAUUACUGAAAAUGUUCCAAGACAUGUUUGGAGAGGAGUGUGUCGACUUUAAAGACAAGAACUGUCUCGCUGUAAGUGUAGAUGAGAAGACUGCCUACAUCAACCUGGAAACCCGAACCGUGGAGUAUGAAGAAGCUGAUUCUGAAGAUGAUUCUCUCAGAGAAAUGGUGGAGCUCGCUGUGCAGAGGCUGUAUGAAGCCAUGAACCCUGUCAUGUGAGAUCGCCAAUUCCCAUCUGCCUUCAAUCACGCUCUUAAUUUCCCUCAAGAACUUUUGUUAUUACAGUCCAUCUCACUUGAACUACUUAAACCAGACUGAAGACAGUACACCAGAUUUUGGACUGGCUAAAGCACUUCAAAGGAUUGAAUUGCUAUUAAAAUUGAAUGGAUACCAGUUAAAGAUGGAUGUUGAUACGUGCAUUCAGGAGUCACUGUUCUGUAAUUCCACUAGUUAAAUAUACAUUAUUGUUUAAAAUUGUUUUUGUCGUCUUUUUUUCUUAUCUGACAUUUUAUUUUCAACUAAGCCUAUAAUUUGUUUAAGAUCAGUGUAUUGAUUUAAUAAAAGAGGUUUUUGAGUGAA
This is a messenger RNA of Pimephales promelas (fathead minnow), 2576 nucleotides long. It is a transcript of the gene cpsf3, whose product is annotated as cleavage and polyadenylation specific factor 3. Gene Ontology annotation, biological process: mRNA 3'-end processing by stem-loop binding and cleavage. The record is from RefSeq and is a predicted model, not a curated record. Gene Ontology annotation, molecular function: RNA endonuclease activity; RNA binding; 5'-3' RNA exonuclease activity. Gene Ontology annotation, cellular component: mRNA cleavage and polyadenylation specificity factor complex. NCBI's taxonomy places the organism in Eukaryota, Metazoa, Chordata, Actinopteri, Cypriniformes, Leuciscidae.